Danaus chrysippus (African queen) is the source of this 1947-nucleotide messenger RNA. The record is from the annotation of a GenBank genome assembly. Lineage: Eukaryota; Metazoa; Arthropoda; Insecta; Lepidoptera; Nymphalidae.
AUGUCGUGCAGUUCGGUGGAAGAUUUACCUGAACAGUGUAAACUUACACAUAAAAUAACACAUGAUCUGUUCACACAAGAUGGAGUCCUCCUCAAAGCAUCACUCGGUCGUCCGAUCACCGACCUCAAUUCCAUCGGCAUGUUAUGCAUUGUACAGAACAUGGACGGCUCUAAAUGUAUCGAGUGGCGUCCCAACGACCUCAUUACCAUCGAUUCAGACACACAGGACCAAGAAUGGGCUGUUGUUAACACAAUAGGUCGUCGUCAGAGGACGUUAAGCGGCAACAUGACAUCCGACUACGAAGCUGCUCGAGCUCGCAUCAUAAGGAUACCUCUGGACGAACUAAAAUCAUUCAAAGUAUCUCGGAACAAUCAGCAGAUGCAGUUUUCUACCAAACAGGGCGUCUGGCAGAACACUUGCUACUUCCAGCACGGGAAUGCGGAGAUAUUCCUAUCGUAUCUGAAGAAUCACGUCAAAACAGCGAAGACCAGGCACGAUAGGAACACGUACGUGGUCGUGGAACCAAACGUUGAGUCUCAAGUGUUGAACAAGUCGUUCGCUGAACUGGACAUAUUUACUGAGAACACUACGGAUGUGGUCUGGAACUUGGUGUCCAACUUCAAGCAGAGGCCUUACGAAACUACCAUGGAAGCAUUCUCCAAACUCACGGAUAUUGUAUACUAUGGUGAAGGUGUUAACGGUAAGCGUGAAAUGUCUGAUGAAGUGGCAGACCUCCUCACGAAAAGUAUGAGCGCUUUAGAAGACACCACCAGCAUCGCCAGGAGUGAAGAGUACGAAGUCAUUAACGUGAAGCCCACGCUACCUCCGCGACCUUCUAUACCCAGGGGAACACCUUUAUCUACUGAGAAAUGGGACGGUUUACAGGAUCCAGAAGGAAGGAUCACUGAAGUGGAGGGUGUGAAACAAUUAAUAUUCAGAGGGGGCGUCGCACAUUCAAUACGUCACUCAGUAUGGAAAUAUCUGUUGGACUAUUAUCCCUGGAAAAUGACGAAGGCAGAGCUCAAGAGUUUACACAAGAAGAAAACAGAAGAAUACUUCUCAAUGAAGCUACAGUGGAGGUCAAUGACCGAGGGCCAGGAAUUAAGGUUCUCCGAAUACAGGGAUAGAAAGAGUUUAGUAGAAAAAGAUGUUAAUAGAACAGACAGGACGCAUCCAUUCUUUGCCGGUGAUAAUAAUCCUAACUUGGUAGUACUGCAAGAUAUUCUGAUGACGUACGUCAUGUAUAACUUUGAUCUGGGCUAUGUACAAGGAAUGAGUGAUAUAUUAGCACCUCUACUUCUACUUAUGGGCAAUGAAGUUGAUAGUUUCUGGUGCUUUGUUGGAUUUAUGGAGAAAAUUUCGUCAAAUUUUGAUAUGGACCAGGCUGGUAUGAAGCAGCAGUUGUUGAAUCUACAACAGCUAAUGGCUUUCAUAACACCGGAUUUAGCCAAACACCUCGCUAGUAAAGAUUCCGGGAACAUGUAUUUUUGCUUCAGAUGGCUCUUAGUGUGGUUUAAGAGGGAAUUCUCUCAUAGAGAUAUCAUGAGGUUAUGGGAGGUAUUAUGGACGGGGUUGCCAUGCGCUAAUUUCCAUUUGCUGAUAUGUGUUGCCAUUCUUGAUGCUGAAAAGGAUGUUCUUAUUAGCAAGGACUACGGAUUUACUGAGGUUUUGAAGCAUGUCAACGACCUAUCAAUGUGUUUGGAUGUGGAUAUUAUAUUAAGCACAGCGGAGGGUAUUUACCAUCAAAUAGUAUCAUCGCCACACUUAUCAGAUCAGAUUAGAGUUAUUUUGGGUCUCCCAUUGGCUUUGAAGCCCGAUGUACCAGAAACCGAACCCACUACAUUCAGCAAUGGUAAUGACAUCGGAGAAACGGAGGAAGUUACACUCGAAUAUAAUGGACAUGAGAUAUCUGUUGUAACAAAAACUGUCUGGGCUUUACUUGCCUAA